Messenger RNA from Panicum virgatum (switchgrass), 1724 nucleotides. RefSeq names its product transcription factor bHLH144-like. The transcript has 3 exons. Gene Ontology annotation, molecular function: protein dimerization activity. Bases 692 to 1405 code for a protein of 237 amino acids. The record is from RefSeq and is a predicted model, not a curated record. NCBI's taxonomy places the organism in Eukaryota, Viridiplantae, Streptophyta, Magnoliopsida, Poales, Poaceae.
UCCCCAUCCAUCCACUCCCUCAAAAGGAGUGCCUCCUCCCUCCCUCGCGCAACAGGACCGACCGGCAAUCCGAGGGGAGGGAGGGAGGGAGCAUCCGCCCAAUCCGGCACCGGCCGGCCUGUUCCUCCGCCCGCUGUAUAAAACCGGACCCUGUGCCCCUCUCCUGCCCUCCUCCUCUCAUCCUCAUCCAUCUCGCUCCAGUCCGUCCGUUCCAUCGCUCUCUUCCCAGCCCAAGCUGCUCUGCUCCAUCGGAGCUGUCGCUUCGAUUCAGAUUGUCCAGCCUUGAUUUGAUUGCUAUAAUUCCAGGCGGACGCCCAAGGAAGCAGGGCAGCAUGGUCGCGCGGCUGCUGCUGGCGACGGUGUUCUUCCCUGUUGUGAUCUCGCGCCUGCAAGUGCAAGUUUGACGCAAGACUACUUUGCCAGGUCAGUGGCGCCCUCUCCCUUAGCCAACACAAACGAACGCGUCGGCAAUUCAGGCCAAAUACUUCCCUCCAGCUUUCUGAAGCUCGUGGCAUCGAUUCAGCAACAAUCCAGUCCCCACCUCACUCCCCUUCAAACACAAUUUUGAAUUCAACCACUAGAUAAAGCCAGCUCCCAACUCCAUCCAACAAAAUUCCCUCGAAUUCUUGUUCGACCCCAUUCCAAUCAGAAGCUCUUCCUAGCACGGGCAGAAGCAGCACUUCACCGGCCGAUGCAGGGAGACCCCGGGUACGGCCACGGUGGCUACGGCCACGGUGGCUACGGCCACGGCGCCGGCGGCUACGGCAGCGACAUGGCCGGGUACGGCGCGUACUACGCGGCGAGCGACCUGUACCCCGCGGCGCCGGCUGCCUACGAGGACCCGCUCGCCGGGCGGCAGCAGCACGACUUCCCGGCGCCGCUGACGGGGCUGGAGUUCCAGCCGUCGGACACCUGCCCGAGGAACUACGUCAUCUUCGACCAGACGUACGACCGCAGCCGCGUCAUGUUCCACCCCUCCCUGGCCAGCAAUUUCGGCGGGUACGGCUACGACCAGGCCUGCGCCGGCAACAGCGGCGGCGGCGGCGGCGGCGCGUCGGUUCGGCAGAAGGAGGACACGGACGAGAUCGACGCGCUGAUGAGCACGGAGGACGGCGAGGACGAGGACGACGUGGUGAGCACGGGGCGCACCCCGGGGUGCCGCGGCGGGGGCUCCUCCCCGGACUCGACGUGCUCGUCCGGGUGCGGCGGCGGGCGCAAGCAGGAGGCCGGCGGCGGCGAGAAAAAGAAGAAGGAGCGGAUGAAGAAGAUGGUGCGGACGCUCAAGGGGAUCAUCCCCGGCAGCGAGCGGAUGGACACGCCGGCCGUGCUGGACGAGGCCGUCCGGUACCUCAAGUCCCUCAAGGUGGAGGUCAAGAAGCUCGGCGCAUGCGGGUCGAGCAGCUAGCUUCGCUACCCAGCUGCACGGCCACUUCUGCAGACAGGCUUCUUUCGUUGUUGUUCCGAUGCCGGCUUUCUGUACUGUACCUACCCACUCUGCAUGCUUCAGACUGCAUUACGCGAGAACGAGAAUUCAGAUAGAACGAGUACUACUUAGUACGCAAUUAGAUGCAUGUUCCCGAUGCAAACUUGAGUAGUGUCAACAAUCUUCUUAUAAGAAACAAACAUGGGGUAAUGCAGUCUGAAGCAACACCUUGUAACUGCACCUUGUUUGCUCAGUCAGAUCUUUCACCAACAAGAAAACUCGAAGAAAUCUUUUCUGCCAA